Molecule: messenger RNA, 674 nt
Organism: Drosophila eugracilis
Lineage: Eukaryota; Metazoa; Arthropoda; Insecta; Diptera; Drosophilidae
Product: cyclin-dependent kinase 8
Exons: 2
Coding region: 235-522 (95 amino acids)
Source: RefSeq, a predicted model, not a curated record
AGAUACUUGAAAUUUUUCAUUAGCCGAAAAAAUCCCCCGUUGAACACAAAAAUCAACGAUCAUCGCUAGAGGGAAGUCCGAGCACCGGCCCGUGUCCAACCAGUUUUGAGUGGCUAAAAGCCAAACAAAAAUCAGAUAAAUACACAUAGCCAGCAGACUAGCUCAAACAGUUGAAUUUCAGCAAUUCGGCGAACCAAGAUUAUCGACUGGAGUAAUAAACUUCGAAAAUUCAAUAUGAAAUUCGUGAUAUUCGUUUUUGUGACUCUCCUCGCUUUUUCAUCGGCUCAGUUUAUAGGUGGAUUGAUUCGAGACUUUGAGCGGUUUGAGGGUCAACAGCAACAACAGCAGCAGAGCGGCUUUGGAGGUGGCCAACAGCAGCAGCAGCAGGAAGAGGGAGUCAUCCUUAGAGGUCCUUUCGGCGGCGGUAUCGAGUUCUUCGAAGGACAGCAACAAGAGCAGCAAGGAGGUGGUGGUCAGCAGCAACAGCAGCAGCAGGAGAAUCUAUUCAAUUUCUUUGGCUAGGCCUUUUUUAAAAGGAUAACUAGCCAUAGACUGAUUACCAUCUCAGCACUCAAAUGGAAGCCAUUAUAUAAAGCCAUGAUCCAAAAGAUACAUAAUAGUGAUUAUAUUAAGAAGAAAAAUAUGAAUAAAAAAGGCUAAGAGCACAAAAAUAA